Messenger RNA from Phalaenopsis equestris, 1675 nucleotides. Its product is annotated as sulfite exporter TauE/SafE family protein 3-like. Gene Ontology annotation, cellular component: membrane; Cul4A-RING E3 ubiquitin ligase complex. The coding region runs from base 237 to 1544 and encodes 435 amino acids. NCBI's taxonomy places the organism in Eukaryota, Viridiplantae, Streptophyta, Magnoliopsida, Asparagales, Orchidaceae. Gene Ontology annotation, biological process: protein ubiquitination. The record is from RefSeq and is a predicted model, not a curated record. The transcript has 12 exons.
CGAGCAUCCGAUGAAUGGCACUAUUUGUAAAUUCAACAGAGGUCAUGGGUUUUUCCGCUCCGAACUCUAUCACAUCCUCAUCCUCAUAUAAGAAAAUCGCUCUCAUGGAAGAGCGAGCUGAGAUAUGGGGAGAACUCCAAAAGGCUUCUUUUCUUUAUUUUAUUUUAUUUUUUAGUAUUUGAUAACUUGAUCGGAAACGAAGCAAGUAGCGGCGGCGGAGAGAGAUUUUCCAGCGAAUGGCGGAGGUGGAGACGGCGCAGGAUUACCUGCAGGCUGUGGUAAACUUCUUGUGGCAGCCGAAUGAGUUCUCUUAUCAGCAUGUUUGGCCGCCGAUGGAAUUUGGAUGGAGGAUUAUCUUGGGGUCGUUGAUUGGAUUCUUUGGAGCUGCUUUUGGAAGUGUGGGAGGAGUGGGUGGUGGUGGGAUUUUUGUUCCCAUGCUCACUCUUAUCAUCGGAUUUGAUCCCAAAUCUUCUACGGCCAUUUCUAAAUUUAUGAUCAUGGGAGCAGCAGGAUCAACUGUAUACUAUAAUCUCAAGCUUCGUCAUCCGACCAUAGAUAUGCCCAUCAUCGACUAUCAUUUCGCUCUUCUGUUUCAGCCGAGGCUUAUUUAUGGAAUUAGCAUUGGAGUUGCCUUCAAUGUUCUAUUUGCUGAUUGGAUGGUGACUGUUCUCCUUAUUAUAUUGUUUAUAGGAACAUCAACCAAGGCUUUCAUGAAAGGGGUAGAAACUUGGAAAAAGGAGACAAUAAUGAAGAAGGAAGCUGCCAAGCAAGCCAAUGCAACUGGAGAAGACUACAAGCCCCUACCUGCUGGACCAGGUGGCACUGCUACCAAGUUGCUGAUUAAAGAGACUAGAAAAGCAGAGGUUUCAGUCACAGAGAAUGUUUGCUGGAAGGAACUUGGCCUUCUAGUUGUUGUUUGGAUUGUAUUCCUUGUUCUUCAAGUUGCAAAGGAAUACACUGUAACCUGCUCAAAAUUGUACUGGCUCUUGAAUUUGCUACAGGUCCCAGUCUCUGUAGGGGUGACUUUAUAUGAAGCCAUUAGCUUGUACAAAGGAAAGAGAGUAAUUGCAUCGAAAGGAGCCGAAGGAGCAGAUUGGAAACUAAUCAAGCUCUUCAUGUACUGCUUGGUCGGUAUUCUCGCUGGUGUGGUUGGUGGACUGCUUGGUCUUGGUGGAGGGUUCAUUCUCGGCCCUCUCUUCCUGGAACUUGGAAUUCCUCCUCAGGUUUCAAGUGCUACAGCAACCUUUGCCAUGACAUUCUCCUCUUCUAUGUCUGUUGUAGAGUACUAUCUCCUCAAGCGAUUCCCAGUCCCAUAUGCCCUUUAUUUCGCUUUCGUUGCUACGAUAGCUGCCUUCAUUGGCCAGCAUGCAGUGAGGAAGCUGAUCAACAUACUUGGAAGGGCAUCUCUUAUUAUCUUUAUUCUGGCUUUCACCAUCUUUGUUAGUGCAAUCUCACUGGGCGGAGUUGGCAUCUCAAACAUGAUCCAGAAGAUUCAUGAGAGUGAGUACAUGGGAUUUGAUAACCUAUGCAUGUAUGACCCCUAGAAGGGAAUUAAGAUUAGCUUGCUCUAAUUCAUGAUAUUAGGGUCUAAAUGGCCUUUUUCUUUGUUCUUAGUUUUCUUUUCUUUUCUUAUUGCUGUAUUAUUUUUGCAUUCUAUAGUUCAAUAAAGCCUUUU